This is a messenger RNA of Musca domestica (house fly), 1912 nucleotides long. Its product is annotated as threonylcarbamoyladenosine tRNA methylthiotransferase. Gene Ontology annotation, cellular component: endoplasmic reticulum. The transcript has a single exon. Lineage: Eukaryota; Metazoa; Arthropoda; Insecta; Diptera; Muscidae. Gene Ontology annotation, molecular function: tRNA (N(6)-L-threonylcarbamoyladenosine(37)-C(2))-methylthiotransferase activity; 4 iron, 4 sulfur cluster binding. The record is from RefSeq and is a predicted model, not a curated record. The coding region runs from base 102 to 1736 and encodes 544 amino acids. Gene Ontology annotation, biological process: tRNA methylthiolation.
GAUUUACAGAUCCCUAUCCAACGUGCACCACAGUCGAGUAAUUUGUUUGAUUUCGAUAGAAUUUUAGUUUAAUUUUAAUUAAUUUAAAUAAAUUCUUCCAAAUGGUUUUCAUGGAAGAAAACGAUAUAGCUGAUAUAGAAGAUCUUAUAUCUUCCGAAGAUAUUAAACCCAAAGAAAGAUAUCGAAAUAAGAAAAAUGUUACUGUAAGACCAAAGAAGGCUGUGAAUGGAAACGUUGCAAAUGCCACCACAGAACCUGAGGCAAAGAAGAUUUAUGAAAGCGUAAUUCCGGGGACACAAAAAAUAUACGUGAAAACAUGGGGUUGCUCUCACAACAGUUCCGACACAGAAUAUAUGAUGGGACAGUUAUCCGCAUACGGUUAUCAGUUGACUGAACAAAAGGAUAACGCUGAUCUGUGGUUACUCAACAGUUGCACGGUUAAAAAUCCCUCAGAAGAUACCUUUCGUAAUGAAAUCGAGCAUGGAAUGUCUACGGGGAAACAUGUGGUUGUGGCUGGAUGUGUUCCCCAAGGUGCUCCGAAAUCUUCGUAUUUGAAAGGACUGUCAGUCAUUGGUGUGCAACAAAUUGAUCGAGUGGUAGAGGUUGUGGAAGAGACUUUAAAGGGACAUACUGUGCGUUUACUACAGAGUAAGAAGGAAGAUGGCCAUAGAGUUGCUGGGGCAAAACUGGCGCUACCAAAAAUACGAAAGAAUCCAUUGAUUGAAAUUAUUGCCAUCAACACUGGUUGUCUUAAUCAGUGCACGUAUUGCAAGACAAAACAUGCUAGAGGUGAUUUGGCAAGUUAUGCUCCGGAGGAGAUUGUGGCUCGUGCAAAACAGGCCUUUGAGGAAGGAUGCUGUGAAAUAUGGCUAACUUCAGAGGACACAGGGGCAUAUGGAAGAGAUAUAGGAACAUCUUUACCUGAGCUGCUGUGGAAACUUGUCGAAGUAAUACCGGAGAAUUGUAUGCUUCGCGUUGGUAUGACAAACCCUCCUUAUAUCUUGGAACAUUUGGAAGAAAUGUCAAAAAUUCUAAAACAUCCGAGGGUGUAUGCUUUCUUGCAUGUUCCUGUACAAAGUGGCAGUGAUGCAGUCUUAGGGGAUAUGAAACGUGAAUAUUGUCGGAGUGAUUUCGAGCACGUGGUGGACUUUUUACGUGAACGGGUCGAGGGGUUGACUAUAGCAACGGAUAUUAUUUGCGGGUUUCCCACCGAAACAGAGGAGGACUUUGAGGACACAAUGAAAAUGUGCAAAAAGUAUGAAUUCCCCAGUCUUUUCAUCAAUCAAUUUUUCCCCAGACCCGGAACUCCGGCAGCAAGGAUGACCAGAAUCCCAGCUGAUCAGGUGAAAAAGCGCACAAAGCGUCUGACUGACCUCUUCAAUAGUUAUUACCCCUACGCUGGCCGAGAGGGACAAGUUUAUAAAGUUCUUGUUACUGAGGUAUCGCAUGACAACUUACAUUACGUGGGCCAUAACAAGAGCUACGAGCAAAUCCUGUUACCAAUGCGCAAAAAUCUCUUGGGCAGUUGUGUUAAUGUGCGCAUUACGAGUACAACAAAGUUUAGCAUGAUGGGUGAAAUCAUCGAUGACGAAGAUGAGUGGAAGAAGUGUAGCCUUCCAGUCAAGCAGCAGCAGCAGUCCUCCGUCCAAUCUCAGAAGUCACACAGUAAAAUGUUAAUUGCAUUAAUAUUGGGACUGCUGGCGUUUAUAAUACAAUGGCUUUGGAGACAUUUUUAAGUGAAACUAACGAAAUGUGUGGGAGAAGGAAUAGAUUUACUUUAAUUUUACUGUUUUAGCGUUUGUUACCUUUCUCUCAGACGAAAAAUUUGUUUAUGAAUUAAAGUUUUUAAGCUACCAUUUUCUUGGUAACCAAUAAAUAAAUUGUACAGAAAUAGUAAGAUCUGUUUCGUAAA